GACCGGGGUGAACUGCUGUGAUUCAAGGCUCUCCCAUUACCUUGUUUGGGGACAUCUCUUGGCUGUUCAUGUUGCCUCAAAGAUCCCCCAACCAUCUCCUCAAGAUGCCCAGGUGAGACCCAGACACCCCACCCAAGGGUCCAUACCAUUUCAUCUCCAGAAGACCAGGGCCACCAUGUGGUUCUCACUCAUUUCUCUUCCCUCCUUGGUGACCUUCUCCUUGAUCCUGGAAGCCAUCUUGGCCAAACCUUUUGUCCACCUGGUCUACUCCCAGAAUGACACCUGCCUUGACUUCAAAGCUGUCCCUGCCUGUUUCGGCCCUGCCCGCCCCUUCACGGGUUUAACAGGCUACCUGGUCGAGGCGGUGCCCACAAACGCCUGCCACCCCAUCGAAGCCCCUCCAGACUCCAACGGGACUGAGCUGGGUUUUAUUGUCCUCAUCCGUCGGUAUGACUGCCUCUUUGGCAUCAAGGUCCUCCACGCCCAACAGGCUGGUUACCAGGGUGCCAUCAUCCACAACGUCUACUCUGAUCUGUUGGUAAGCAUGGCCAUCGAAGUGCAAGAGAUUCGAGACCAGAUCUCCAUUCCUUCUCUCUUCAUUGGAGGCUCAGCUGCCAUGUUUCUGAGAAAGCAAAUCCAUGCAGAGAAGUUCACCAAAGUCACCACGGUGGUUCCUCCAGGCUACUACAAUCCCUGUGGGACCAAAGUUGAAGUCUCGCUUUGGGAUCCAUCUCGGUACUACGUGCAGUUCUGGCCAGGUUACUGUACCCAACAGAUGAUCAUCAUGUUCCUCCAAGAGUUCGGGUUUGUAAUCCUCCUCAGCCUUGGCUUAAGCAUCUUGACCUUCAUCGGUUGGGUGAAAUGGAGGCAACGGAACUGCGGCAUCCGGGUGAAGACCUUCCAAAGCGGAGACCGCUACGAAUCGUGUGUGAUCUGCAUGGCCGAAUACGAAGCAGGUGACCAGCUGAAGAUCCUUCCUUGUGGCCAUGCCUAUCACAACACCUGUAUCAACACCUGGCUCCUGGUUCAACCCAGAACUGGGAAGAGCUGCCCAAUUUGCAAACAGAAGAUCAACGUUGCCAAUUGAGAACAUGGUCAAAGAGUCGCUCAGACUGAGGACAGGAAGGAAGCAGAGGAGGAGAAGGUUGGGAGGAACAAAUAGCCGGGGGAAAAUCAGAAACAACAAAA
Messenger RNA from Sceloporus undulatus (fence lizard), 1188 nucleotides. Its product is annotated as E3 ubiquitin-protein ligase ZNRF4-like. Gene Ontology annotation, molecular function: zinc ion binding. Lineage: Eukaryota; Metazoa; Chordata; Lepidosauria; Squamata; Phrynosomatidae. The record is from RefSeq and is a predicted model, not a curated record. Gene Ontology annotation, cellular component: nucleoplasm; cytoplasm. Bases 176 to 1087 code for a protein of 303 amino acids. The transcript has a single exon.